Molecule: messenger RNA, 722 nt
Organism: Aethina tumida (small hive beetle)
Lineage: Eukaryota; Metazoa; Arthropoda; Insecta; Coleoptera; Nitidulidae
Product: chromobox protein homolog 1
Exons: 3
Coding region: 225-710 (161 amino acids)
Biological process (GO): negative regulation of transcription by RNA polymerase II; chromatin organization
Cellular component (GO): nucleus; pericentric heterochromatin
Molecular function (GO): chromatin binding
Source: RefSeq, a predicted model, not a curated record
UUUUAUCUUGUCUUUCCAGUCCAUUCUGGUUGAUUUUCUAACAAAAUUACUAGAUCUUGUGGCACACUGAAUUUUAGACACAAACAUCAUUUCAUAUUUCAUAAACAUUCCUCAAUUUUUUUAAAUAAAAAAAAAUAAAAUAAAUAGUUCUAUCGUCCGUAGAUACAAAAGACUAAAUGUUUGCAUAUAAAAAAUACUCUUAUGAUUGUUUGUGUUUAUAAAAAAUGGGCAGAACGAAAAGCAAAGACGAUCCACCGUCAGAAACGCCGGAGGAAUAUUCAGUGGAGAAAAUACUAGACAAACGGACUCACAACGGCAAAAUCGAAUACCUUCUUAAAUGGAAGGGCUACUCGAAUGAAGACAACACUUGGGAACCAGAAGAAAACUUGGAUUGUCCUGAUUUGAUUGCCGCAUACGAGUCGCAAUUUGAAACGGUUCCAAUGGAGGAAUCUGAAAAAGCAAAUAAACGUAAAAAUAUAACAGAAGAUAAUAGGCCUAGAGGAUUUGACAGGGGUUUGGAACCAGACAGAAUUGUUGGUGCCACUGACGCAAGUGGAGAACUUAUGUUUUUAAUGAUGUGGAAAAACUGCAAAGAAGCUGAUUUGGUGCCAGCCAAUCAAGUUAAUGUUAGAUGUCCAGAAAUUGUUAUUAAUUAUUAUGAGAAUAAGGAGCCCUGGGCCUGUAAGGGCAGUGUUAUAGAAAUAGAUUAAGUAUUUUAGAAA